CAAAUGAUCCAAAAGAAAUUGUACGCCAUAACGAUUCGAAAUUUUUUUGUAGUUAAUGUUGUGGUUUUAGAUCGAUUUCUUCUUCUAGGAACUUGUUAUAAUUAUUGAUUUUUUUCAAAUUUUAGCAUGGAUAAUAAAAAUAAUAAUCGAUCUUCUGGUUGUAAGCGAAAAAAUCACGUUCUGGAUGAAGUCGACACUAAUCGUCAACCAGUUAAUGAUAUUCAUAAUGUUAUUAAAUCAAAAAAAUUAAAACGUUCAAAAGAGAAUAUCAGUUCCAAAGAAAAUUUUCCAAACGAUUUAACGCCAUCAAGUUCACGAUUUUCUUCAACAUAUGAAAACAUUACUCCUUUACCAAAUCUAAAUUUCGCCGAUUCAGUUGAAGUUUGGAAUAUAAUGCUAAAAUGCGAUAAUUCAUAUAAACGUGAUUCUAAUCUAUUUAAUCGUCAUGUAUCACUUCAACCAACAAUGCGAGCUACAUUGCUCGAUUGGUUGAAUGAAGUUUGUCAAGCAUAUAGUUUAACCAGACAAACCUAUUAUCUUGCAUUAGAUUUUUUCGAUCGUUUCCUAUCAAUUCAAAAAGAUUGUCCAAAAAAGAAUCUUCAACUAAUAGGAAUAACAUGUCUAUUUAUUGCGGCGAAAAUUGAAGAAAUUUUUCCACCCAAACGAAAUCGAUUCUCGUUUGUUUGUGAUGGUGCCUGUAGUGAUAAAGAAAUAUUCGAUAUGGAACUAGUCAUCAUGAACACACUAGAAUGGAAUCUUCGUCCAAUCACACCUAUCGCAUGGCUUAGUGCAUUCUUUAAAGUUUAUACAUUUUCUGAAAAAGAAAAUACAAACAACAAAUCAAGGCAACAAGUGAAUGAAUCAUUUUUAAUUCCAGAUUAUGAAUCCGAAUUAUUUGUUCAUGUUGCACAUCUUAUUGAUCUUUGUACAUUAGAUGCUGGAUCAUUAACAUUUCAAUAUUCUGUGAUAGCUGCUUCAGCAUUUUAUCACUUUACAGACGAAGAUGUUGUAUUGCAUUGCACAGGAAAAACACUUAAUGAAUUACAAUCAUGUGUCGAAUGGAUGGUACCAUUUGCAAUUGCAAUCAAAAAUGUUGGACUCAGUUUUCUUAAAGAUCUGAAUAACGAAAAAUCUAUGAUUCAAACUCAUACAAUCAGCCUCGAACUAUUACAUAAUGCACAAACUAUUCAGGCCGAUAUUGAAGCAGAAAAAUUAACAAUAUUCGAAUCUUCUGAAGCCAGUUCUUUGUGUCCAAUGACACCAUCAAAAAUGGCGAGUAUGCCACCAACGCCACCUCGAAGUACUGGAACUUCAUAAAUGUAUUUUUACCAUUUUAAUUUCAUCUGAUAUUUUAUCAUCGAAAAACAAAUUCCAAUCUUAGUUUUUUUAGGAAUGAAAUUUAUUUUUU
Dermatophagoides pteronyssinus (European house dust mite) is the source of this 1408-nucleotide messenger RNA. RefSeq names its product cyclin E (gene CycE). The record is from RefSeq and is a predicted model, not a curated record. NCBI's taxonomy places the organism in Eukaryota, Metazoa, Arthropoda, Arachnida, Sarcoptiformes, Pyroglyphidae.